Messenger RNA from Mugil cephalus (flathead mullet), 2641 nucleotides. RefSeq names its product heparanase (gene hpse). Gene Ontology annotation, molecular function: hydrolase activity, acting on glycosyl bonds. The coding region runs from base 221 to 1864 and encodes 547 amino acids. NCBI's taxonomy places the organism in Eukaryota, Metazoa, Chordata, Actinopteri, Mugiliformes, Mugilidae. Gene Ontology annotation, cellular component: extracellular matrix; membrane. The record is from RefSeq and is a predicted model, not a curated record. The transcript is spliced from 12 exons.
AAACAUCUGGGGAGGGAAGUGGGGUCAAUGUGGGAACCCUGGUCCUGGUCCUGUUGACUGCGCUCUGCUCCUCCCGGACUAGAUCCGGACUAGAUCCAGGUCUAGAUCCAGGUCUAGAUCUAUAUCCAGACUAGAUCCAGACUAGAUCCGGACUAGAUCCGGCUCCGUGUGAACAGGAGGAAGCGGAGCAGGAAGUCGCUGCUCCUCGUCGGUCGGAGUCAUGAAGCUGAAGCUGAAGUUGCUCUUUUUAUUUCUCGUCUUGUCUCUUCAGAAGGACACAUGUGUCUCCGGGGGACGGAGACCCUCCGACCCCAGCCCCCCGGCUCCGGUGCGUCUGGACGCGGAUCUGUCGGCUCCGGUUCACCGCGUGGAUCCGCGCUUUCUGUCCGUCACCAUCGACGCGAGUCUGGCGUCAGAGGAGCGCUUCAUGUCCCUGCUCAGCUCCUCAAAGAUCCGGACUCUGGCCUCGGCUCUGAGUCCUGGUUUCAUGCGGUUCGGAGGAACCCGUCAGGACUUCAUGGUGUUCAGACCCCGGAGGCCUUUGGAUCCACUUCAGAGAGAAGGUCCAGGUCCAGGUCCAGGUCCAGGUCCAGGUCCAGGUCCAGGGUCCUGUGAUGAGGCCGAUCUGCCCUGGUGGCUGGAGGAGAGGCUGAAGGACGACUGGAGGAGGCAGGAGCUGGUUCUGAUGAAGGAGGAUCUUCAGAGGAAGUACAAGAGGGUCCACUUCACAGAGAGGACCGUGGACCUCCUCCACUCCUUCACCUCCUGCUCUGGUCUGGAUCUGGUCUUCGGUCUCAACGCUUUGCUCAGGACGUCCGACAACAGCUGGAACAGCAGCAACGCCCUGAAACUGAUCCAGUACUGUGAGUCCAGACGCUACCGGACGUCCUGGGAGCUCGGCAACGAACCAAACAGCUUUGAGAAGAAGGCCGGGAUCCGAGUGGACGGGAACCAGCUCGGUGUCGACUUCUCUCAUCUCAGGAGAAUCUUGUCGGACUCCGAGUUUUUCCGCGAUGCUGGUUUAUAUGGACCUGAUGUGGGUCAACCCCGGGACCAUCACACAGACCUCCUGGAGGGAUUCCUGCAGAGCGGAGCCGAGGCCGUCAACGCCUGCACCUGGCACCAUUAUUAUGUAAAUGGACGAGACACGUCUCUGGACGACUUCCUGGACCCUGAUGUCUUGGACACUCUGGCUCUAAAGACCAAACAAGUCCUGCAGACGGUGCAGCAGGUGUCUCCGGGGAAGUCAGUGUGGUUGGGAGAGACGAGCUCAGCGUACGGAGGAGGAGCUCUGGGACUGUCGGACACGUUCGUAGCUGGAUUCAUGUGGCUGGAUAAACUAGGCCUGGCUGCCAGACUCGGGCUGGAUGUGGUGAUGAGGCAGGUCUUCAUCGGCUCUGGGAGCUACCACCUGGUGGACAACAACCUGGACCCGCUACCUGAUUAUUGGCUGUCUGUUCUCUACAAGAGGCUGGUGGGACCAGAGGUUCUAAACGUCCAGGAGGUUUCAGGUCCAGAUAAACGGGUCAGAGUCUAUCUGCACUGCACCAACAAGAAGAGUUACAGAAGUGGAGCCGUUACUCUCAUGUCUCUGAACCUGAGUCCGACCCCGGCCACCGUCUCCGUCCCCGUCCUCGCCUCCAGCUCCGUGGACGCCUUUGUCCUGGAGUCUGAUCAGCCGGGAGAGGACGGACUCACCUCCAGGUCUGUGAAGCUGAACGGAGACGUGUUGAAGAUGGUGGAUGAUAAAACUCUUCCCGACCUCAGAGGACGUCGUCUGCCUCCACAUCAACAUCUGCAGCUGCCCGGCUUCUCUCUGGCCUUCUUCGUCCACCCAGACGCCGGGGCGGCGGCCUGCCGCUAACAGCGUGGACACCAGCGUGGACACCAGCAUGGACACCAGCGUGGACACCAAGCACAGACACCAACAUGGACACCAGCAUGGACACCAAGCACAGACACCAACAUGGACACCAGCGUGGACACCAGCGUGGACACCAGCAUGGACCAAACACAGACACCAACGUGGACACCAGCGGGGACACCAGCGUGGACACCAGCGUGGACACCAGCGUGGACACCAGCGUGGACACCAAGCACAGACACCAACAUGGACACCAGCGUGGACACCAACAAGGACACCAGCGUGGACACCAGCAUGGACCAAACACAGACACCAGCGGGGACACCAGCGGGGACACCAGCGGGGACACCAGCGGGGACACCAACAUGGACCAAACAUGGAGCUGCAGCCAGCUCUGUAAAUAUGAAACAUUACCCACAAUCCUCUCUGCUACUUUGAAAUUCUCAGUCUUUAAUAAUAAUAAUAAUAAUAAUAAUAAUGUUGGAAUUUCUUCUUCUGUCGCAAUAUUUCAUCAAAUCCAACAACUAAUGGAGCUGAUCUAGUUUUUAUUGUGUUUAGAGUCUAGACACAUGAUUCUACAUCUACUAUGAACCACGUGGUGACGAGCCAGACAGAGUCUGAGCCACUUUACCUCCAUCUAGUGGUGUAAUGGUGCUACUACAGAAAAUAAACAGUGUUAAACAUCUGGAUUACACUGUAAAAACAGCAUCACUAGAAAGAAGCUAAACACUUUUAUAUUCAUCUAAUCAUAUUGUACAAAGAAAAAAAAGCUUUUUG